AUGUCGUCGCUUUUAGCUUUCGCUCCGCCCAGCGCCGCCCUUCUCCGGCCGCCACCCGCCGCCGCUCACGGCGGCCUGAGUUCCCCUCGUGUUUUUCCAUGUUGGAAGCCAGUAAUUAUCUCCGGUUCUCCCCUGCGGUGCCGUGCAGUUGCCAGAUCUCGUACUCGAGAAUGGAAAAAGGCAGAAUAUCUGGAUGUGAUUCACAAUGACUUAUCGACCAUAAAGAGGCAAGAGAUUGUGGAGGAUGAUACAGAAAGAGAGACUCAUCACAAGGUGGGGAUUUUGUUCAUAAAGGAGAAUUUCCACAAGCUUGGGGAUGAAAAUCCGGAGCACAUGCCGAUAGGGUUCGAAAUAGCCUUUCCGGCCAUGAUAGAAAUAGCUAAAAAGCUUGAAAUUGAGAUCCCUGAAAAUUGUGCAGGAUUGCAAGAGAUUUAUGCAAUAAGAGAGUUAAAGCUCACAAAGAUACCAAAGGAGACAUUGCAUAAAGUGCCAACAACGUUACUUCACAGCUUGGAAGGGAUUGGAGGGCUAAAAUGGGAAAAACUGUUGAAAUUAAGAUGUGCUGAUGGCUCUUUCCUUUUCUCCCCAUCUUCCACUGCUUUUGCACUCCAACAAACAAAGGAUGAUAACUGUCUCAAAUACCUCACAAACUGUGUUGACAAAUUUAAUGGAGGAGUUCCUAAUGUGUACCCCGUGGACUUGUUCGAGCACAUUUGGUCGGUGGACAGGCUGCAGAGAUUGGGAAUAUCUAGAUAUUUUCAGUCAGAGAUCGAUGAGUGUAUAAGUUAUGUUCAUAGGUAUUGGACAAGUAAAGGAAUUUGCUGGGCGAGAAAUUCCAGAGUUCAGGACAUUGAUGACACGGCCAUGGGAUUCAGGCUCAUGAGGUUACAUGGCUACGAUAUUUCCGCAGAGGUGUUUAGUAAUUUUAAGAAGGGAGGAGAGUUCUUCUGCUUUGCGGGGCAGACGACCCAAGCCGUGACGGGAAUGUACAACCUGUACAGAGCAUCCCAAGUGAAGUUCCACGGGGAGGAUAUACUCGUGGAUGCAGGCGAUUACUCCUCCAAGUUUUUGCGGGAAAAGAGGGCAAAAAACGAGCUGCUUGACAAAUGGAUUAUUGCGAAGGACCUUCCUGGCGAGGUGGGAUAUGCACUUGAUGUGUCUUAUUAUGCUAGCCUACCUCGACUCGAAACACGCUUCUAUUUGGAGCACUAUGGCGGGGAAGACGAUGUUUGGAUUGGCAAAACUUUAUAUAGAAUGCCAUGUGUCAGCAGUAAUACCUAUCUUGAGCUAGCGAAAUUAGACUACAAUAACUGCCAAGUCUUGCAUCAACGGGAGUGGAAAAACAUUCUAAAAUGGUUCAGAAAUUCCGGUCUCAAAGGGUUCGGAAAAAAGGAGUCGAACUUUUUACAACGGUACUACAUUGCAGCCGCUUGCAUAUUCGAGCCAGAGAAAUGGGCCGUGCGAGUGGGCUGGGCCAAAACCGUGAUUUUAGUUGAGACCAUCGUCUCGCAUUUUCAAAGGCAAGGACUUUCGAGGGAACACAAAAGCGCGUUCGUCGAGGAAUUCGAACAAGGCUGCAUUCUCAAGUAUAAAACGAGAUCACCACUCGUCGGAGCUUUUAUCAUGACUCUAAACCAACUCUCAUUGGAUAUAUUGUUGGCUCAUGGACAGGACAUUCAACCACAACUGAGUCAAGUUUGGUACAAGUGGUUGAAAACAUGGGAAGAAGGAAAUAAUAUUGGAGAAGGAGAUGCAGAGCUUUAUGUCCAUACCUUAAAUUUGUGCGGCGGAGGAAGAAGGGCAAGUGCUUUAAUGCUGUCGGAGCCUGAUCUUUCGGACCAUCCGAAAUACGAGCAACUUUUGAAGGCCACGAUUAGCGCACACGAUAGUUGUGGCACCAACGUUGAGAUCGAACGCGGCAUGCAAGGGCUUUUGAAAUUGGUGCUCGACAAGUCACCGGAAGAUUUAGAUUCUCAGAUCAGACAAAACUUUCUUACGGUGGCUAGGAGUUUCUAUUACACGGCUUACUUUAGUCAAGAAACUAUCGACUUUCACAUCAAUAAGGUACUCUUCGAGAAUGUACUUUGAUCAUGUAUAUGUAGAGUACUUUGUGAGGGGCUCUGUAAAUAUAUAAAUAGUGUUACAAGUUAGUAGCUAGCAACGAAGAGCGUCUUUGAGCGGCAAUAGUUGAUCGAAACCGGAAACUUUUAGAAACCAAGCAAAG
Striga asiatica is the source of this 2224-nucleotide messenger RNA. The record is from the annotation of a GenBank genome assembly. NCBI's taxonomy places the organism in Eukaryota, Viridiplantae, Streptophyta, Magnoliopsida, Lamiales, Orobanchaceae.